AAAAAGUAAAAUAAAAAAUACAAUACUUUGGUCUUACUCACUUACGCACCAAGAUAUCCCAAGUCAUUUCCUUCCUGGUGUCGACUGAUGGACCACCGGAACAGAGCACUGCGCACACCCGGCGCAUUUUAGUAAGAUACACCUGCCUUCAAUUGCAGCUCCAGUUCCAGAGUUCCACCCUUUCGCUCUGUUUGACUCUCCGAUUGAAAUCUCGCAGAGGCUCGUCUCGUUCCAUCUUCUUCAUUGACUCCACCUCCCCCAAACCCGCGAUGCUCACCACGAGAAGUGUAUCGGGGUCGUCGCAGAGCCCUAGAUCUCCAUCCUCGCAGCCGUACCUGUCAGUCUCAGUGACUGAUCCUGUGAAAUUGGGCAAUGGCGUCCAGGCCUAUAUCUCCUAUCGUGUAAUCACCAAGACAAAUUUUCCCGAGUACCAAGGGCCGGAGAAGAUUGUUAUUAGACGGUACAGUGAUUUUGUUUGGCUACGUGACCGUCUUUUUGAAAAAUACAAAGGAGUUUUUAUUCCUCCUCUCCCUGAAAAGAGUGCUGUAGAAAAGUUCCGUUUCAGUGCUGAAUUCAUUGAGAUGAGGCGUCAAGCAUUGGAUGUAUUUGUUAAUCGAAUAGCUUCACAUCAUGAGCUUCAGCAAAGUGAGGAUCUGAGAACCUUCUUGCAGGCAGAUGAAGAGACAAUGGAGAGAUUAAGGUUUCAUGAGACUGGUAUCUUUAAGAAGAAGCCGGCAGAUUUGAUGCAAAUCUUCAAGGAUGUACAAUCUAAAGUGAGCGAUGUUGUUCUUGGAAAGGAAAAGCCAGUGGAAGAGUCAAAUCCAGAAUAUGAGAAGUUGAAACACUACAUCUUUGAGCUUGAAAACCACUUGGCUGAAGCCCAGAAGCAUGCAUACCGUCUUGUAAAGAGGCACAGAGAGCUUGGACAGUCUCUCUCAGAUUUCGGGAAAGCAGCCAAGCUCCUUGGAGCUUGUGAAGGUAAUGCUCUUGGAAAGGCUUUCACUGAGCUUGGGGCAAAGUCAGAGGCAUUAUCAAUCAGACUGCAAAAGGAGGCUCACCAACUCUUAAUGAGUUUUGAAGAACCCUUGAAAGAUUAUUUUCGCGCUGUGCAAUCUAUUAAGGCCACGAUAGCUGAGAGAGCAAAUGCCUUCAGGCAACAGUGUGAACUUGCUGAAACAAUUAAGUUGAAGGAGAUAAAUCUUGAAAAACUCAUGCUAACACGAUCAGACAGGGUUGGAGAAGCAGAGCACGAGUACAAGGAGUUGAAGGCUGAGGGUGAAGAAGUGAGUAGAAGAUUUGAAACAAUGGUGCGACUGAUGAACGAAGAGAUCGUCCGUUUUCAGGAACAAAAAACAAUAGACAUGGGGAUUGCUUUCCACGAAUUUGCCAAAGGACAGGCACGUCUGGCAAAUAGUAUUGCAGAUGCUUGGCGAAGUCUCCUCCCCAAGCUUGAAACUUGUUCCUCUGCAUAGCUAAUGAAUUUCAAACACGAGCAGUACACUUCACUUGGUUCGUAGAGAUGGCAGGGCAGCUCUUGCUUUGUAAAAACUGUCGACCUUCAGGAGUUUGUUCUGCUCUUCUGGUGUUGUACGAGUUGUGGUUUACAAAUUUGUUUAAAUCCAUUUUAACUUAUUACCUGUACAAAUUCAGAGCUAAUUGAAAAGCUUUACUAUCUGCUUUGUCAUUUGCAGAGCAAACCACUAAUAGAUUUUCAUGUGUACCUCACACAUUGGACUUAUUUUCACAUUUUACUGUACUUUGAAAUGUUGAAUUCUCCCUGAGUUGACCAUUGAAAUUGAAAUCUCGUUACUUA
Molecule: messenger RNA, 1813 nt
Organism: Prunus avium (sweet cherry)
Lineage: Eukaryota; Viridiplantae; Streptophyta; Magnoliopsida; Rosales; Rosaceae
Gene: SNX1
Product: sorting nexin 1
Cellular component (GO): endosome
Molecular function (GO): phosphatidylinositol binding
Source: RefSeq, a predicted model, not a curated record